Messenger RNA from Aplosporella prunicola CBS 121167, 4512 nucleotides. RefSeq lists its product as uncharacterized. Gene Ontology annotation, molecular function: potassium:chloride symporter activity. Gene Ontology annotation, biological process: chloride transmembrane transport; potassium ion homeostasis; chloride ion homeostasis. Lineage: Eukaryota; Fungi; Ascomycota; Dothideomycetes; Botryosphaeriales; Aplosporellaceae. Gene Ontology annotation, cellular component: membrane. The transcript has 4 exons. The coding region runs from base 1 to 4344 and encodes 1447 amino acids. The record is from RefSeq and is a predicted model, not a curated record.
AUGUCUGAUCCCCCGCGCCAAGCGCCCGCCCGUUCCCGCUCCAACUUCGCCACCAAGUCCGCCUUUGACGGCGCUUCGGAGCUCAACCGCAGAUGGUCGCUCCAUCAAGCGACGCCAUCGCCCAAGGACGAAGCUGACCACCCGCUCCUGGGGGAUCAUGGCCGUCGCACCGCCGGGUUCUUCUCAAACUUCGUCUCCCUCGGCUCCAAGCAGGGAUCCUCCAAGGAUGCCCCGUCGCAGUCGCCGAGCGGCAUGCGCAGAAGACGCCAUGCACGCAAGAGCAGCAAAUCAAGCCACUCCAAGGCUGCUUUAGAUGCAAAGCCGCAGGAAGGCUCAAAGCUGGGCACUUUUGCCGGCGUCUUUGUCCCAACUACCCUAAACGUCCUGAGCAUUCUCAUGUUCCUCCGCUUUGGCUUCAUCCUAGGCCAGGGUGGAAUUGUCGGCAUGAUGGGCAUGCUCAUCGCUUGCUAUGCAAUCAACCUCUUGACGACCAUGUCCAUUUCGGCCAUUGCCACUAAUGGCACGGUUCGCGGUGGUGGUGCUUAUUAUCUCAUCUCUCGGAGCUUGGGUCCCGAGUUUGGCGGUUCCAUUGGUAUCGUCUUCUAUCUUGGCUUUGUAUUCAAUACCGGCAUGAACGCCGUGGGUUUAAUCGACUGCUUCAUUGAGAACUUUGGCUCCGACUCCGGCAACUGGUACCACUGGAUGCCCCAGGGGUUCUGGUGGGAGUACCUUUGGGCUACUGUCAUCCUCCUCGCGUGCACAAUGAUUUGCUUGGCUGGAAGCGGCAUUUUCUCCCGGUGCAGCAACGGUCUCCUUGUCGUGCUGCUUGUGGCUACCUUUAGCAUACCUUUCUCGGCACUGCUCCAGCGCCCCUUUGCCAGUCCAAAGCUGGGGAUAGAGUUUACCGGUGUGAGCUGGGAGACCUUCAAGGGGAACUUGAUGCCCAGGUUUACAAAGGGCGCUGCCGGAAGCGACUUGAAAGGGCGAGAGACCUGGCAAGAUCUUUUUGGAAUUUUGUUUCCGGCAACCGGUGGCAUAUUUGCCGGCGCUUCCAUGUCUGGAGAUUUGAAGCAUCCAAGCAAGGCCAUCCCGAAAGGUACACUGUACGGACUAGGGCUUACCUUUAUUUCCUACACCGUUGUGGCACUGGCAAUGGCUGCGAGCAUAACUAGAGGAUCAUUCCACCGCAACACUAAUGUCAUCCAGCUGGUGAACUUAUCCGAGGUCGUCGUCUUGAUGGGAGAGUUUGCGACCUCCUUCUUUUCAACUUUGAUGGGAGUCAUCGGCUCUGCAAAACUCUUGCAAGCACUUGCCCGGGACAAGGUGGUUCCUGGUCUGUCCAUCUUUGGCCAGGGCACCAAGGGCGCCGACGAACCAAUCUACGCCAUCUUUGUGACCUAUGCCGUGGCGCAGCUGGUGAUGUUAUCGAACAUCAACCAAAUCGCCUCCUUCGUUACAAUGACCUAUCUCAUGACGUUUCUAAUCACAAACCUCGCCUGCUUCUUACUCAAGGUCAGCUCAGCUCCGAACUUUCGCCCAUCAUUUCACUACUUCAACUGGUUCACUGCAGCUGUCGGUGCGGUUGUCAGCGGGGCGACCAUGUUCUUUGUGGAUGAGCUUUACGCAUCGGCUUGUGUCGCUCUUCUCAUCCUCAUCUUCCUCAUAAUCCACUACACGACCCCUCCCAAGCUAUGGGGAGACGUCAGCCAGAGUUUGAUCUACCAUCAAGUCCGGAAAUACCUCCUACGCCUCCGUGGAGAGCAUGUCAAAUUCUGGCGGCCGCAAAUCCUACUCUUCAUCAACGACCCGCGCCGCCAGUUCAAGCUCAUCCAGUUCUGUAACUCAUUGAAAAAAGGCGCCUUGUUCAUCAUAGGCCAUGUCAUUGUCACUCAGGAUUUUGCUGGGGCAGUGCCCGAGGCCAAACGCCAGCAAACUGCCUGGACCAAGUAUAUCGACUUUUCCAAGAUCAAGGCCUUUAUAAACAUUGCUAUCUCCCCCGGUAUUGAGUGGGGUACCCGGAACGUGGUACUUAGUGCAGGGCUGGGUGGUAUGCGACCAAAUAUCGUCGUAAUGGGUUUCUACAACUUGAAUGAGCUGCGAACUAGCUAUCCGCUAAUAGACGUCCCUUCGCCCCAACCGUCUCGUCCAGCUACGUCGAGUGGAACGCCCGAAGAACAAGGACCAAAGGACAAAGGUAAAAGCAAAAAGAAGCCGACUCAGGAAGACAAACUCAAGGGCCAGCUGCCGACGGAUGCCAUACGAAAGGAGAGCGCGGUAAACCCGCAAAGCUACGUGACCAUUUUGGAAGACCUUUUGCUCCGCUUGCAAGUCAAUGUCGCCAUCGCCAAAGGCUUCCAGGAUCUUGAAUUUCCGGCUCCGAAACCAACUGCGCUGGAAAAGGGCCUCGCCGCGUUGCGCUUCUGGGAGACCGAGGAGAAAGAAAACACGAAGAGGUACAUUGAUCUCUGGCCGAUCCAGAUGUCUGCUGAGAUAGCCGCGGGCACCGACGACCACAGCUCUCGUAGAAACGUUACCACAACCAACUUCGACACGUACACACUCAUCCUUCAGCUCGGGUGCAUCCUUAACACGGUCCCGUCUUGGAAACGCGCCUACCGGCUCCGCGUCGCCGUUUUCGUAGAGUACGAAUCCGACGUUGAAGAAGAGCGCGGGCGCGUGACGGCUCUGCUCAGCAACCUCCGCAUCCAAGCCGAAGUGCUCGUCUUCUGGCUUGCGUCGGGCGACCUCAAGACGUACGAGAUCAUCAUCAACGCCAACACGGAUGAGUGCAACAAGGAAGCCCUCAAGGACGUAAACGAAGCGCUCGAAGAUGAGGAGUGGUGGGACGACGUGCAGAAGCUCCGGGGCCGGCAAGAUAGCGUCAGCGCGGUGCAGCAGCUCGCCGAAAUUGAAGGCUUGUUAGACAACGCGUCCAACUGGCCUAGCACGGCGUUCCAGCACGGGCGGGGACAGCAGCUGUCCGAGAGCCGCGAGAAGCGUUUCGCUGACUUGCGCAAGAUGUUGCGCACCUCACGGCGCAAGACGUCGAUGACGAGUUUGAGGCAGCUGGGUGUGAAUCUGGGUAUGCGGACGCACCGGCUGCCAGCUGACCUGGCGAGCGGGUACGGCAGCAGCUACAGUGAUAGCGAUGACGAUGACGAAGAGGCCAUCGAGACGGACGAGGACUCGGCUGGGUCGGUUGUCUCGGAGGGUGAUGCAGAUGAGUACGCCUCUAGCGACGACGAAGCGGCUCGCGCGCCUGCCAGGCGCGCACGCAGCUUGAGUGCGAGCGAGGCCGCGCCGCCGGCUGCUGGCGCUGCUGCCGCAGCGAAGAAGUCCGUCCUCAGGCGCAUCACGAACGUGCUGAAUCCCAUCACUGCGGCGUCCAGCGCCCAUGGGUCAAAAUCAACUGACGCGCUUCCAUCCACGGCAAUCCCGCCAGUGGAAUCAAGCCCACACCUCUCGCCUUCGUCUUCACCUGUCUCAGCACCAGCGGCUGGAGCUGGCACCGGUGCAAGGAAAAGCAGCGUGUCCCCUUCGCCCCUGCGGCACCAGCUGGACCAACAGAAACAGCAACCGAAGAACCAAGACCAACAGCACCAGCCGCACCAGCUCCCCACCCGGCCGCCCGUCAUGCGCCACCAGUCGCUCCCGAAAUUCACAUCCAAGCCCGUGCCGCGCACGCGCGUCGCCGCCGACGACGGCCCAGGCCCGAGCAUCAUGUUCGCCGACGCCGAGCACCCGGGCGGGAGUCCGCAGCGGGAGACGCCUUCGGGCCAACAGCAGGGCCAGGGCCAACAAGCCGAGCCCAAAGAGUCGAUCUAUACGCGCUCCGGUGGUGGUGCUGGCGCUGGCGGGCAAGCGACGGGCUUCCCCGCCGCGCAGGCCGUGCCGCUCUCGUUCAACGAUUUGCCCUGCCGCGCCCAGCAUCUUAUCCUGAACGAGCUGAUGCGCGGCGUCAGUCGCGGGACGAUCAGGGACGAUGGCAGCGGGUCGCGUGCUACGUCGGCGGCUUCGACGCCUGCGGAAACGCGCGCUGGUAGCCCUGCUCGGGGUGGCAGAGCCGCCGCCGAAGCCGAAACCGGAGCUGGAGCUGGAGUAAGUGGUAGGGGUGAGAACGAGAGUGGACGAGAGGCAGGAGCAGAGGCAGAGGGAGCAGAAGGUGCCAGCGGCGACGGCGACACAGCAGUCAUACUGACGACGCUGCCCAGUCCCGUCGAAGGCACCUGCGCCGACGAGGCCGACAGCGUGCGCUACCUCGCCGACCUAGAGGUGCUGUGCCAGGACCUGCCGCCCGUGCUGCUGGUGCACAGCAACAGCCUGACUGUGACGACAAAUCUAUGAGCGAGGGACGGAGAGUUUACUGUCAUAGAUGAGGCCGGCGAGAAAGGGAAUGGGAGGUGGAGGUUUUGUAUUGGUAAUUAAGCAUAGCAUAGGUAUCUGGGAGACACGGGUAGUGUCUCGCUCGUCGUGUAUUGCGGAGUGGGUUUCAAUUAGUUAAUUAAAUGCCCU